AACAUUGGUCACUCUGGCGCUGAACUUAUUUAGCCUCACAAUAUAAAUCAACGAAAAACUGUAUUAAAAAAUUAAUAAUAAUGUCAGCCAAGGCAAAGCGUCAGAGAAAAGAGGAGGAUGCACCCGCAGGGGGCGGCGUCACCAAGCCGAAACAGCCGAAAAUCAAAGCCAAGAGGCAAUCGGACGCCGGUUACGGAUCCGGAGAGUGGGAUGUUGACUCCUACCGCACGGAAUACGAGAGCGAGGAGCACUGGGACCUGCGCCGCAGCUUCAUGCUGGCCCACAAGGAUAACUUCGACGAGGAGCGCCUCGUGUGCCUAGCCCAGACGUUUGUCAACAUGGAGUUCCUCGGUUGCAAGUACCCCAGCGAGACCAUGCACCAGGUGGCCGAAAUGUCCAAGGAGAUUGCAGAGGAUUUCCGGAGAAAGCGUGCCUUGCGUCUGAAGCGCACCUUUGUCUCGGCCUCAGACGCGGCGGAGCAGCGCGCUAAAGGACGCAGGGGUGCAGCCGCAAAUCAGCCACGCGCGGCGGAUUCCCCAAAGGAUAGCUCGAACAGAUUCACACGAGAACGCCUGUGCUUCGGCGGUGGCGAGCCAAUCGAUCUCUACCAGGGCCUGCGCUUCGGCCCGCUCAUACUGUACUUGGCCGGCGGGCGCAGCUGCCUUCGCAACUCCUGCACCACCUUUAACAUAAAGUACGAGGAGCGAGCCAGCCAAGAGCAGCCGCCCAGCGACACGACAAAGUAUGCCGAAAUACUGCUCAAUGACGAGGUGAUAGCCUCCGGCCAAGGCGAAAACCUUAAGGUGGCCAAAAUGGCAGCUUUUAAGCAGGCUUUGCUCCUCAUACAGUCCCACUGCUACAGCAUAAAGCUGAACGCCACCCGCGAGACCAUCAAGGUGGAGAAGAGCAAGAACGGCGUGAACAUUAACGUCACCAAGGAGUCGGCAGACAGCCUAGGCGAUCGCAAGCUGGAUGCCAGCAACAAGGGUUACCACAUGAUGCGAAUGAUGGGCUGGACAGGCGGUGGCCUGGGCCGUCAGAAGCAGGGACGGGAAGAGCCAGUGGGAUAUUUACUAAAGAGCAACCGCACUGGACUGGGCUCAAUCAAUCUGCAGGGCAGUCUCGCUGAAUACCGCAAGCUGAUAGAGAACUACGUGAACUCGGACGACAUGCGCGACAUGCAGUUUGAGCCGACGUUCUCGAAGGAGGAGCGCGCUGCCUUUCACCAGAUGGCCAGCAGGCUGGGCUUGCGCUCCAACAGCUAUGGUACUGGCGAGUCCCGGCGACUGUUGAUCACCAAGAAGGUUAGCUACAGUACAAUACUCACGGAAGUCCUGUGCCGGCGGAAUCACAAGUUUUGCGAACGCUACUUUGUGCAGGUACCCAUGCAGAAGGCUCACCUGUUUCCCGGCCAUGUGGCCGGGUUGGAGUUGGAAAAUAUAUGCGAAUAGGCGGCAGGAAGAGGUCAACAGCUCAUAGUUCUCGUAUAGGGGAUUUCUUAAUCGUUAUUAGUUGUAAGCAAAAAGAUUUCAAAUACAAAACAAUACGUUUUUCUAACA
Molecule: messenger RNA, 1559 nt
Organism: Drosophila kikkawai
Lineage: Eukaryota; Metazoa; Arthropoda; Insecta; Diptera; Drosophilidae
Molecular function (GO): nucleic acid binding
Source: RefSeq, a predicted model, not a curated record